Messenger RNA from Helicoverpa zea (corn earworm), 1136 nucleotides. RefSeq lists its product as uncharacterized. Bases 133 to 921 code for a protein of 262 amino acids. The transcript has 3 exons. The record is from RefSeq and is a predicted model, not a curated record. Lineage: Eukaryota; Metazoa; Arthropoda; Insecta; Lepidoptera; Noctuidae. Gene Ontology annotation, molecular function: transmembrane monodehydroascorbate reductase activity.
UUCUAUCUGUCCUUGGCUAGUUACACAUGUCGAGACCAAUCGAGUGGCGAUUUGGAGAGCAAUAUAUUAUUGUCUUUGCACUCUCUAAAUGGCAAUGUGCAUUGUUUUGCUAAUCGUAUCGCACGACUCGCCAUGGAUACAGAGGAUACAGAAACUGUAGUUGAAAAUGGAACAGAGAUUGAAAGAGAAGAGAGAGAAACUGUAGUUGAAAAUGGAACAGAGAUUGAAAAAGAACAAAAUGAUGUUAAUAAAGAAAAAGAAAAGAGGAAGAUUGAGCCUCAUCCUUGUUACCAAUCAUUUAGGUUGGCGCUCAACCUUAUUAUAAACAUCUUGAUAUGCCUCACAGUGUUUGUGUGUUUGUUGUACGCGUGCAGCGGAGAAUUUGCCAUGUUUGAACUGCACAUCAUACUGAGUGUUCUUGGGUACCAAUUCGUGAUGUGCCAAGCGACACUGGUGGUAUCACGGUACAAUAGCUGGUCGAUGCUGAUAAAGCGCCGGUAUAGGAAACACAUACACUGGGUGAUGCAGGUGAUUGCAGCUGCGAUGGUCCUCGCUGGCACGGUCCUCAUAGCGCUCCAGAAGAGCACACACUUCGACACCACGCAUGGACAACUUGCUUUGGCAGCGCUGCUCUGUUGCCUGUUAAGUUUGCUGAAUGGGAUCCUGACUAUAUUUGCUGCGAGAAUAUCUGAAAAGAUAAAUUUGUUGUGGGUCAGACUGUUCCAUUACUUCACUGGCGUCUUCACCUUGUUCCUGGCUGCUGGAAGUCUCUGUGAAGCCUUCAAGUAUGAUUUCUUUAGAACAUGGACGGGCAACGAAGUCUUUGUUCCAAUCCUCAUCUACAUAACCUGGAUAUUCACAGCAUUGGUGUCAUUGGACUUUUGGAUCUGGUGCGGAAUAAGGAUCCGUAAACGGUUCUAAACGGUUGUUUAUUUCCAUUUUUAUUGGACUUUUGUAUGUGACUUCUGUAUUUUUUUAAAUUGUGAUAUUUUCUUUGUUUGUGCAAAUAGUAUUGAAUUGAAUUAAAUCUCAAUUGUAUUUAAUUAUUUAUAUGCUCACUAUAUAAAUUUAUUAUGCUGACAUCCCUUUUGCACGAACAGAGCCCAAAACACAAUCCUACUAUAUUAAAUUAGAAA